Messenger RNA from Mus pahari (shrew mouse), 1008 nucleotides. RefSeq names its product homeobox A13 (gene Hoxa13). Gene Ontology annotation, biological process: regulation of transcription by RNA polymerase II. Gene Ontology annotation, molecular function: DNA-binding transcription factor activity, RNA polymerase II-specific; RNA polymerase II cis-regulatory region sequence-specific DNA binding. Lineage: Eukaryota; Metazoa; Chordata; Mammalia; Rodentia; Muridae. The record is from RefSeq and is a predicted model, not a curated record. Bases 1 to 1008 code for a protein of 335 amino acids. The transcript has 2 exons.
AUGACAGCCUCCGUGCUCCUCCACCCCCGCUGGAUCGAGCCCACCGUCAUGUUUCUCUACGACAACGGCGGCGGCCUGGUGGCCGACGAGCUCAACAAGAACAUGGAAGGGGCGGCGGCGGCGGCAGCGGCGGCGGCCGCGGCCGCGGCGGCAGGAGCUGGGGGCGGGGGCUUCCCCCACCCGGCUGCCGCGGCCGCGGGGGGCAACUUCUCGGUGGCCGCAGCGGCCGCCGCCGCCGCUGCCGCGUCGUCGUCGGGAGGGCCCGGGCCGGCGGGGCCGGCGGGUGCUGAGGCCGCCAAGCAGUGCAGUCCCUGCUCGGCGGCGGCACAGAGCUCGUCGGGGCCUGCGGCGCUGCCCUACGGCUACUUCGGCAGCGGCUACUACCCGUGCGCCCGCAUGGGCCCGCACCCCAACGCCAUCAAGUCGUGCGCGCAGCCUGCCUCGGCCGCGGCCGCCUUCGCCGACAAGUACAUGGACACCGCCGGCCCCGCGGCCGAGGAGUUCAGCUCCCGCGCCAAGGAGUUUGCUUUCUACCAUCAGGGCUACGCAGCCGGGCCUUACCACCACCACCAGCCCGUGCCCGGCUACCUGGAUAUGCCAGUGGUUCCGGGGCUCGGGGGUCCUGGCGAGUCGCGCCACGAGCCUCUGGGGCUUCCCAUGGAAAGCUAUCAGCCCUGGGCUUUGCCCAACGGCUGGAACGGCCAAAUGUACUGCCCCAAAGAGCAGACGCAGCCUCCCCACCUCUGGAAAUCCACUCUGCCCGACGUCGUCUCCCAUCCUUCAGACGCCAGCUCCUAUAGGAGGGGGAGAAAGAAGCGGGUGCCUUACACUAAGGUGCAGUUGAAAGAACUCGAACGGGAAUAUGCUACAAACAAAUUCAUUACCAAGGACAAACGGAGGAGGAUAUCAGCCACAACGAACCUCUCUGAGAGGCAGGUCACAAUCUGGUUCCAGAACAGGAGGGUCAAAGAGAAAAAAGUCAUCAAUAAACUCAAGACCACUAGUUAA